GUGGGAGAGCCAGUUCCAGCCUCUGGAGAACCAGUUUCCAGCUCGAGAAUCCCAGUAUCCAACUCAGGAGAACCAGUUUCCAGCUCGAGAUUCCCAGUUCCAGGCUCUGGAGACCCAGUAUCAGCUUCACGAGACCCAGUUUCCAGCCCGUGAUUCCCAGUAUCCGGCUCAUGAGAACCAGUUCACCACCUGCGAUUCCCAGUAUCCAGCGCACGAGAACCAAUUCCAGCCUCUGGAGAACCAGUUUCCAUCUCGGGAUUCACAAUAUCCAGCUCAUGAGAACCAGUUUGCUGCCUGCGAUACCCAGUAUCCAAGCCCAGAAAACCAGUAUCAGGCACUGGACAGCCAGUUUCCAGCCCGUGAUUCCCAGUACCGGGCUCAUGAGAACCAGUUCCCUGCCCGGGAAAACCAGUUCCAGGCUCUGGAAAACCAGUUUCCGGCCCGCGAUUCCCAGCAUCCUGGCCGGGAUUCACAGUAUCCGAACCCUGAGAACCAAUAUCCGAGCCGGGAUUCACAGUACCAGGCACUGGAGAACCAGUUCCCGGCCCGGGAUUCACAGUAUCCUGGCCGGGAGAGCCAGUUUCAGAACCGUGACUCCCAGUUCCCUGCCCGAGACAACCAGUACUCCACCCCGGAGAGCCAGUAUCCAAGCCGCGACUCCCAGUACCAGGCCCAGGAGAACCAAUAUCCUGGCCGGGAUUCUCAGUACCAGCCCAGAGACAACCAGUACCAGACCCGGGAAAACCAGUUCCCCACCCAGGACAACCAGUAUCACAGCCGGGAUUCCCAAUACCAGCCUAGAGAGAACCAGUUUGCUGCUCGGGAUUCUCAGUUCCCAGCCCAGGACAACCAGUAUCCUGGCCGGGAUUCCCAGUAUCCAGGUCGGGACGGGCCCUAUCCGGGCCGUACGGACCAGAGCGCCCAGUAUGGGGCCCGGGAUUCCCAGUAUGGGGCCCGGGAUGCCCAGUUCCAGCCUCCACUGGAGCGGGAUGGAGCCUUCCCACCCCCAGAUGGGCACUAUGGAGGCCAGAUGGACCGGGACACCCCCUACGGGGGCCGUGAGGGGCUGUAUGCCAAGCGUCGGGGCCGUGAUCGAGGCCAGCUGAGCCGGGGUGCAUCACGGAGCUCCAGCCCCGGGGCCAGUGUGGGGCCUCUCCCCACUGUUGACAGCCCCAGCCCUGGCGCCACCCUUCAGAGGAAGUCCGACUGCGAGAGCUCCCGCACCGUCAGUGUGGAGGGGGAGCCGACAAGCAGCGAGGGAGGUGCCAUGGGGGAGGGGGCCGGGGGGCCGGGGCCUUACCACUGCAGCCCCGAAGGAGGCAAGGGAGGGGACUUGGGGCCCUCACGUGGCCCCGCCCCCGGCCCUGGCCCCGCCCCCGGCCCUGGCCUUCCCUGGGCCCAGCGCGCCCGGCUGCAGCCUGCCAGCCUGGCCCUGCGCAAGCAGCAGGAGGAGGACAGCAAACGCCCCAAGGCCCUGUCUGACAGCUAUGAGCUCUCCACCGACCUGCAGGACAAGAAGGUGGAGAUGCUGGAGCGCAAGUAUGGUGGGUACUUCCGGAGCCGGCGGGCGGCUCGCACCAUCCAGACUGCCUUCCGCCAGUACCUGAUGACUAAGAACUUCCAGCGGCUGCGGGCUGAGAGCCGGGGUCGACGCCUGGCACUGUCCAACCUGCGCUUGCAGUUUUCCUUUGAGGAGUAUGACCGUGGCCCACCUGCUGGCCCCCCACCGGCCCCCUACUUCCAGGGCAAGCCAGCCUCCCUGGACGAAGGCACCAUGGCUGGUGCCCGGCCCUUGCCCCUUGACCGGGGGCCACUGCCCUACGGCGGGGGGCCUGGGCCAGGGGGGGGCUUGCGGGGGGCCGCCUCGGCUGGAGACUUCUGCAGGAAUGGCACUGAGAUGGACGAGGCCUUCGCCAAGCAGGUGAAGGCUCUGGCUGAAUCCAUCGAUGAGGCGCUGAACUGCCAUCCUGAACCUGGGGGCGGGGUUGGUGGUGGGGCCAGUGGCUCCCCCUGCCUGGAGAAGAGCGAGUCACGAGAGCAACAGGGCGACAGCGCAGCUACCUCCUUCUCUGAUGUCACCCUCUACCUGGACGAGGGGCUGCCAGGCUCCUCCCUCAGCCUUGAGCGGCCCCCCAGUGCCAGCGAGGCCCCUCCUCCAGCUGCUGCUGAAGCCCCGCCUUCAGGCUCCCAAGCCCCUCUCCCUCCUCAAUACUGGGAGGGUGGGGCUGGCCCACGCCGUGGCCCUGGCCCCCCCUGCCUGGACUGCCGUGACUUCCGACUACGGGGAGCCCACCUGCCCUUGCUCACCAUAGAGCCCCCCAGUGACGGUUCUGUGGACCUCAGCGACCGCUCUGAUCGUGGCUCCCUGCACCGCAGCCUGCUCUACGACCCUGAGGGAGCAGGGCCAGGCCAGGCUCCAACCCCUGGCCCUGGAGGAGGAGGAGGAGGAGGAGUGGCUCCCGUUGGGCGCCCCCCCCACCCCCCCCCCGGUCCUGGGGGAGGGGGAGGGGUGGGGCCUGGCAGUGGAGGGGGUGGGGUUUGCAAACAGACCUACCAGCGGGAGACACGGCACAGCUGGGACUCGCCUGCUUUUAGCAACGACGUGGUCCAGCGCCGGCAGUACCGCAUCGGCCUCAACCUCUUCAACAAGAAGCCAGAGAAGGGGAUCCAGUACCUGAUUGAACGUGGAUUCCUAUCGGACACACCCGUGGGUGUCGCCCAUUUCAUCCUGGAGCGCAAGGGUCUGAGCCGCCAGAUGAUUGGCGAGUUCCUUGGCAACCGCCAGAAGCAGUUCAACCGUGAUGUCCUCGACUGUGUGGUGGAUGAGAUGGACUUCUCCAACAUGGAACUGGAUGAGGCCCUUCGCAAGUUCCAGUCCCACAUCCGCGUCCAGGGGGAGGCCCAGAAAGUUGAGCGACUCAUUGAAGCCUUCAGCCAGCGCUACUGUGUCUGCAACGCUCCGCUGGUGCGCCAGUUCCAGAACCCGGACACCAUCUUCAUCUUGGCUUUCGCUGUGAUCCUGCUUAACACAGACAUGUACAGCCCCAGCGUGAAGGCUGAGCGCAAGAUGAAGCUGGAGGACUUCAUCAAGAACCUCCGAGGGGUGGACAAUGGAGAGGACAUUCCACGGGAGUUACUGGUCGGCAUCUACCAGCGCAUCCAGAGUCGUGAGCUCCGGGCCAGUGAUGACCAUGUCUCCCAGGUCCAGGCUGUGGAGCGCAUGAUCGUGGGCAAGAAGCCGGUGCUGUCGCUACCCCACCGGCGCCUGGUCUGCUGCUGCCAACUCUAUGAGGUGCCUGACCCCAACCGGCCACAGCGCAUGGGACUGCACCAGCGUGAAGUCUUCCUCUUCAAUGACCUGCUUGUGGUGACAAAGAUCUUCCAGAAGAAGAAGAUCCUGGUGACCUACAGCUUCCGUCAGAGCUUCCCCUUAGUUGACAUGCACAUGCAGCUCUUCCAGAAUUCAUAUUAUCAAUUCGGGAUUAAGCUGCUGUCGGCAGCACCUGGUGGGGACCGGAAGGUUCUGAUCAUCUUCAAUGCACCGAGCUUGCAGGACCGGCUACGCUUCACCAGCGACCUGCGUGAGUCGGUGGCUGAGGUGCAGGAGAUGGAGAAAUACCGCGUGGAGUUGGAGCUGGAGAAGCAGAAGGGGGUGCAGCGGGGGCCCCCAGGUGGGGGUUCUGGGGGGGAUGCAGUGAAUGGGUCACUGUCACGGGGCAGCCUGGAUGACUCUUAUGCGCUGGCUGAUGGUCUCAAGCGUAGUGCCCUCAGCAGCUCCUUGCGUGACCUCUCUGAAGCUGGCAAGCGGGGGCGUCGAAACAGCGUGGGAUCCUUGGACAGCACCAUCGAAGGAUCUAUUAUUAGCAGCCCCCGGCCCCACCAGCGGGUACCUGCACCACCACCUCCAGAGGAGUACAAGGCACCUGGGCGCCCUGUCUCCAACUCUUCCUCCUUCCUGGGCUCUCUGUUUGGAAGCCGGCGGGGAAAGGCUCCCUUCCCAGCAGGCCCCGGGCAGGCCUCGGCUUCACAUCACCCGGGGGCCCCCUCCAACCCAAAGCCCAAGGCUGUCAAUCGCAUCAGCACCGUGGUGUGA
Molecule: messenger RNA, 4093 nt
Organism: Alligator sinensis (Chinese alligator)
Lineage: Eukaryota; Metazoa; Chordata; Crocodylia; Alligatoridae
Gene: IQSEC2
Product: IQ motif and Sec7 domain 2
Exons: 18
Coding region: 1031-4093 (1020 amino acids)
Biological process (GO): regulation of ARF protein signal transduction; actin cytoskeleton organization
Molecular function (GO): protein binding; guanyl-nucleotide exchange factor activity
Source: RefSeq, a predicted model, not a curated record